Molecule: messenger RNA, 1855 nt
Organism: Cotesia glomerata
Lineage: Eukaryota; Metazoa; Arthropoda; Insecta; Hymenoptera; Braconidae
Product: PI-PLC X domain-containing protein 1-like
Exons: 6
Coding region: 496-1779 (427 amino acids)
Biological process (GO): lipid metabolic process
Molecular function (GO): phosphoric diester hydrolase activity
Source: RefSeq, a predicted model, not a curated record
GCUGUGAAGUUUACUUUUGUUCAUUUACACUUUGCUGCACUUGUGAAUUUUAAACCCCACGUGCAUACUACGAUAUACGCUAGGCACAUGUUAUAUCACAUUUGCGCACUGAGCGGUCAUUAACGAUGAUAUUUAAAAGUGUUGCUUGUUGUUAUUAGAUGUAAUUAUUUCAAACAUUGGUCCGUUCUCCACUAAAUACUGAGCAACUUAACAAUAAAAACGUAAGAGUAUUGUACGGCAAUCGAGGUCAUUUGUAUACAGGAAGUAUAGAGAGAAACAGUCAUUGGUGACGUAAAUAAUUCAUAGUAAUGUUUUUUAUUUAAUUUAUACUCUUACUUCUUUGUUGAUUCUUAGAUUUUAGUUUACAUUUUUACGUAAACCAAGAUUAUGUUACACGGGUUUUUACUUGUUGUUUUAAUUUUUAAUUACAAUUACUAAAAUUAUAUUUUGUUUAUCUGAAAGUGUUCAAGUUUUUAACGUAAAAGUUCACGCAAGAUGUUGUGUGUUAAUGUAUUGUUUUUUAUCUUCUUAAUCCGUUUUUCUAAAGGAGAACUCGAGGACAUUUGUCAUGAAAACAAUGAAAUAGAAAGCAGUGAUUUAUCAAUUCUCAUAUCACCUUUGAUGUCAUCGGAGAUGAUACGAGAAAUUAGUAUCUAUUGGAAAAAUUCGCAUCUUAAAAAUGGUGAUGUAUUUAAACUAUAUAAAGGCGAUCCGAAUACGACAGAAGCUCAGGUGAUCUACACAUUUAAACCAGAUGCAAUUCACGGCUACAAAAAAACUGGAAUGAGCAGUGAUUUUAUUUUUACCUCACAAUUAUCAUUUAGAGACGAGUGCCUGAAGUAUUACGUAUCGUGGGUACGGAAUGACAUAAUAAAAAAGACGAGUUGUUUAUCAACACAUCCAAAUUGGAUGGCUAAAAGGAGAAAAACUUUAGGGCAUUUAAAAAUGCGUGAAGUUUUUAUUCCCGGGACUCAUGAUUCCGCAGCUUAUAAUAAAUUUCAGAAUUUUAGAACAGAGUUGAUCAUUGAUAAGUAUACAAUAACUCAAGAUGAAGAUGUAUUGGCUCAAUUAAUUUAUGGAGCACGUUAUUUAGAUAUCCGUGUUGGCCGUUAUCCAAAUUCAGAUGAAAUUUUUUGGGGUAAUCAUGGACCAAUUCGCAUCGUACCUCUUCGAGAUGUUAUAAGAGAUGUUAAAUUAUUUUUGGACAAUACUAAUGAAAUUGUUAUUUUUGACAUUCAAGAAUUUCCAGUCGGAUUCAAAUCAUUGGCAGCUCACUAUCAACUAACAGAUUAUCUACUAGAGCAAUUUGACGGUUACUAUCUGGACAGACCAGUCAAUGUUUGGGGAACAAGCCUCGAGGAUAUUUGGUCAACAGGUAAAAGACUUAUCAUCAGUUAUGAUUACUCAAAUAUCGUCGCUUCAAGAUCAAGCGUUUGGCCGCAAGUCGAACAACAGUGGGGUAAUGUCAGAACUGUAAAUGCUCUUUAUAGGCACUUGAAUAAAAUAGAAACUCAAGCCGCUGAUGAAUCGUACCAUUUUAAUCGGUUAUCGCAACCACGAGCAGCAAUGGCUCAACUGACACCGACAACUCUGGAUGUAAUAUUUAAUCGAUUAGGCGGUCUUAGAAAAAUGGCUGAGAAUGUUGAUAUUAACAUCACCGAGUGGUACAGCGAUGAAUGGCAGCAUACUGCAAAUAUUGUUGCGGUUGACUUUAUAAAAGCUACUGGAAUUGUUGAAACUGCUAUUAAGUGGAACGAUAAGCGUGCCAGUGGUUGUUAAUUCAACAACUUGUAUAGACAAUAGUGAUUAAAUAUUAUUAAUUAUUAUACUAUAAAAUAUUGCUAAUAAUUUGUAA